Molecule: messenger RNA, 5975 nt
Organism: Mus musculus (house mouse)
Lineage: Eukaryota; Metazoa; Chordata; Mammalia; Rodentia; Muridae
Product: predicted gene, 52241
Exons: 2
Coding region: 5358-5975 (205 amino acids)
Source: RefSeq, a predicted model, not a curated record
GAGGGUAUGAUACCAUCUGGCUGAAUCUGGGGAACCCAGGAUGCUUAGUGGAACACAGCUGGGGAGCUGUGGCAUCCGUGGAGAAGUGGCUGGGUAUCAGUAAAGACAAGAGACUUCACUGGUGUGUGUGAGCAGCAUCCAGGUGCCUGUCUACCCCUGCAUUACCUGAGAGAUGCUCAAGCUGGUGACAUGAAGGGGCAUCCUAGCUAGCUAAGAUGGGUGCAGGUUGAAUGGUCUUGGGAACCAAAGACCUCUAAUUGGCCACACUAGCCUGGCACUUGGCACUUGGUAGUUAUUGUUCAUUAACCACUGCCAGGUCAGGUGGAGCUGGACAUACCAAAGGGACAUACUGGUAGGGGUUGUGGAUUCUUAAAAGGAUGAAACCUCCUUUUGUGCUCUCCAUCCAUGUUUCCUGUGUACCUACAAGGCCUGCUUCUGGCUCAUGUGCCAAAGGCACCCCCACUGUUGCCAUGUGUGGUCCCCCACAAUCUUUCUUGGAGAACAGCACCCUAAAUCUUGAAAACCCCGUCUUUUUCUGGUUCUCGGGGCACUAAGAUGGAAGCACCGGAUUACAGGUAACCAGGAUUACAGAUGACACCUUCAGUGACCAGCAAAGGCUGGCGAGGUCCAAGGUCACACAGCAAGUCAGUACUGCAUGAGCUGAUCCUAUGGCUGGCUGGACUCAGGGGAGGGGGAACUUCUGGCAGGUUCCCAAGCCGGCCCCAUCUGGGGCCUGUCAGGAGGGUGAAGAAAGCCAACAUCUUAACAAGGUCAUAAUAGCUGGGACAAAUUGAGGACACUGUGUAGGGGAUUGCAGGUUGGACAGGGACAAUCCAAGAGGCCUCCCAGGAGGCAGUGAGCACCCUAGAGCCUCACUCUGGUUUGAGAACCUGGGCACUCUAACAUGUUCAGCCCCACUCCCUACCUCAGUGGGCCCCUCACCCAGCUUCAGCCUUUGCCUGACAUUUCCCGUGACAUUUGCUGCAAAGAAAUAGAGUCAUAAAUUCAAAGGUUAAAUUUGCACAUUGCCUUACAACACCAGGAGAAACCUGUCCCUCCAACCACCAGGUGCCCCAUGGGUGCAGCAUGGUGUGGGAUGGCUUGCCCAUCCCCUGACCUGACACCCCAUCACUACUUCCUAAAAUGGCAUCGUGAGCACACCAGGCCAUGGAGUUUGUUGCAUAGUUCAGAGAUGCCCGCCCCAUCUGAAACCAAGGCUCUGAGGUGCCCUGUGGGAAAGAUGCUGUGUCAGCAGCUUAACCCAGCUCACCCCAAAGUUGAUCAUAAGACCUCUGUUUGAUAUCCAACAAUAGCCAGGCAGUGGCAGGAUACACCUUUAUCCCCAGUACUCAGGAGGCAGAGGCAGGCAGAUCUCUAUGUUCACAGCCAGCCUGUUCUACAGAACGAGUUCUAGGACAGCCAGGGCUACACAGAGAAACCCUGUCUCAAAAAUCAAGAAAGAGGAAGAGGAGGAGGAAGAGGAAGAGGAAGAGGAGGAAAAUAAAAAAGGAAAGGAAAGAAAUCCAACUGUAGUCUAUGAAACUCCAAUUCCCAAUUCCCAGGAGGGUCAAAGAGCAUCCCAGGCAACCUGUUCCCCGUGAGGCUGGGGAGCUCCUGAGAUGUCUACACCCCACCUCUGCCAACCUCCAUGUGACAGGGUACUACAUGAGCCUUACUGCCUGCCAGGCCCACCUGGGACACCACAGGGAGGCUGCUGGCUUCUGCCUGCUCAGUUCCUCCCCAAGGACACUUGGGAAACUGUACCAAUAGCCCUUGCCUCAUGGCUCUACUUCCUUGGGUCUGGCUCCCCUGGGGAAAGACUGUGGGGACUGCCAUGGGGAGCACUCAAGGUACCCAGGAACUCUGGGAACAGGGCUGGAGAGAGGGUCUCCAAAGGGCCAGCUGAACAGAUGGCCCUCCUUACAGCUGGAGUCCUGGUCCACUUACCAUGUCACCCACCUGAUGUGUAUAAAAAGACUCAAAUGGCUGGUGGUGGGGUGGAGCCGCAGUAGGCCCUGGCUGGAAGUUGGCCCAAGUGUAUAGGAAGGGGUACACAUCCUGGCCCUGAUGCCCUUCACUGAGGACUUGUGGGGAUGUACACGGGGGCACUGCAUGGCUGAAGGCAACGCAAAAGGCCAAGGUAGGUUUAAACAAGUACAUCUUGGUGCUUUCUCAGGAAGGGAUUCCACACUCACCAGUUAAGCAUGAUUCACAAGAAUAGUUCCCGAUGUGCAAAGUGUUUAAAAUACAGUGACAAAAGAAGAAAUCGCAGUACCAAACACCGGGUGUGAUGGGACCUAGCCAGGCCCACGCACUCUGGGGACAGGCAGGGAGAUGGGAGGCCUGUCCCCUACAUUCACUGCUAGGCUCCCACUACUGGCUGUGUGGUCAGUCACCUGUCCCUUAAUACAUUUAACCCUGGAAUCACUGAGGUAAGGAUUCACCCCCUUCAUCGUCUGUUCAGAGGAGGUCUGCAGGCCAUAAAGGAGCGGGUGAGCGACAGAGGCUAGUGAGCAAAUACAGGAUCUGGGGUUUAGCCACGUGGCUGGCACAGGUGACCUUGACUGGGUGUAGCCAGGCCACAGGGCAGGCACAUAGAAUGGUGCAGAGGGUGCCAGGCCCUGAAGAGACACAAAAACAGCCACCCCGGCUCUUAGGGAUGUGAGGGUCCAGGGUCUGGGUGGCUGCUGAGAGUCAGGCAGCCCUGCCUGGGGUUGGAAGUCAAAACUCACAGAAUGGGGGGCAGGACAGCAUCAACUUCACUAACCAGGCACAACCCAGUGCCAGGAGCAUUGUAACUCUAUGACAGCGUUAGGUUCUUCUCACAUACUCCUUCCAUUGCAUGUGUGUGUGCACGUGUACACACACACACUCACACUCACAUACACACACAGAGAGAAAGUGGGAGGGAGGGAGGGAGUGAGUGAGAGAGAGAGAGAGAGAGAGAGAGAGACUGAGAGACCCCUUUCUUGAAUGCACAGCUUGAGAUUUCUGGGAGACUUUCUGGGCCCCAGGCCCAGGAUUGCAGAAGGGCUCUCUCUGCCUCCACUUCCAGAUGGACCCUUUCUCUCCAAAGGAAGGCAUGGUGCCAGUAGCUUGGCAAGUAAAGGGUGCUAAAGCCAGGCCUGGUUGGCAAGCAAGAGGGAGGCAUGAUACUAAAGACCCUGCCCUUCACAGACAACUUACCACUUGCAACAAACAGCAGCAACAAACCUGGGCUUCUUCACAGCCAAGGAGUCAGCCCUUAGCCCUCCAAGGUAACAGGCUAUUGAGCACUUCCCCCUUUGAGGGGUUCUCUUUCUCUUGAUUGCUGCCCUAAUAAAAGAUGUCUCCCACUAGUGACUCUUACUCUGUAACCACAGGUCAGUCUUGCCUUAAGGAAACAGGAGCAGAGGGGCUAACAGGGCCCUGUUGGUCCAGGGCAGAGCCACAGACUCAGCUCUCGUCCCUCUCCAGGUUCACCACCUCUUUAAGUUCCCCAAUAUAUCCUCCAAGAGGAAGGAGGAAGGGGGGAGCAGGGAGGAGGAAGGAGGGGCCUCUAUUGGCAGGAGUCCCAGGAAAACCCCUACAGAAGAGGAGUUGAGAAAGCACAUGUGAGGGAUUUUAAAGCAGAAAUGCUGGGGGCCAAACCUUGGAAGCAAAGUUCCGUGGCUUAGACGGGUAAUUCCAACGCUGGGGAGGCUGAGCAGGAUUCCAAGUUUAAGGCCAGCCUAGGCUAUGUGGUUACACCUGCCCGAAAACAAAACAAUCAAAACCACUUGGGAGCCAGGCAUGGCUAAUCCCAGACCUCAGGCAGGUCUCUGAGAUCAAGGACAUCUGUGCCAGGGCCUCAGUGAGACCCUGUCUCAAUCCAGGAAAUGCCCCAUGCCCAGGAGUACCUGACCAACACAAAAUGGAUCUUUUUGUUCCGUUCAUUUUUUUUUUCUUUUAGUUUGUCUGUUUUGAUUUUUUGGGUUUUUUUUUGUUUUGUUUUUUUUUUUUUUUUUUUUUUGGUUUUGCUAUUUUUCUUGGCUUUUGUCUUAUUUUGUUUGAGAGAGAACAUGGAGUUGGUUGUUAGGGAGGAGGAUCCGGGAGGAGUUGAGGAGGGGAAAGAAUAUGAUCAGAACAUAUUGUAUGAAAAAUUAAAACAAACAGAGCCACCUCCUUGGGAAAAUUGGACUGACCCCAGUGGGCAUCAGCUUAGAAAUGCCGCCAACAACCCAGACUGCUGGCCUAACCACAGAUGAGGAAAGCUGAGACGGGGAGACUCUAAGAAAACACAGCCUCAGGCUCUGUGGGCUCCCCUUUGCCAGGUGGGAUCUGGUGCAGACCACACCUGGCUGCUGAGGUCUUGCCUUAGACGUGCAUCUUCCUCCCCUGACUGCAGUAGGACAAGAGACAAUGCAGCGUCAGAGAUGGGAAGACAGGCCUGGGGCUUAGUGAAGGGAGUGGCCAGGUGUGACCCCAUACAACACCUGAGCUAGGUGAGCAGCACAGAGCUGCUAACCAGAAGGUCACCCCCGGGGAAUAGCUAAUGUGCUAAAGGCAGGGCCUCUCGGGGGACCAUGCUGGGUUGGAUGCCCUAGUUGGUGGAACUGCAGAGGCAGCCAAGUGUGUCCAGGGUCAGACCCUUUAUCACAGUGGUGACCUCAAGCUGGGAAAUAGAUUUUCCCUGCCCAGGUAGAUUCCAGCCCACCAUAGACCACCAUUGCCCCAACUCUGGCUGGUGGGAGAGCAGCUGGUAGACUCUGCAUCUCACAGCCUGGGCUGGAGACACUGAACAAAACCCCUAAAUACAUUCUGAAGGCUUUUGAUCCAGAUUUGGGUAUAGGCAUAGCCCACCUAUGUACACAAGGGCACCCACACUCUGAGACAAACGGAAACAUGAAGAUAUGUUUAAAGGCACCCAUGGUCAUGCACACAAUCAUGUAUGUGCAGAUAUAUACCACAUUACACACACGUACUUGCACACACAGACUCAAGCACUGUGAAGGAGACUCCAGGACUUGUCCCUCUGUCUGGGUCCAGCUGCCCGGAGCAUCCCUAAUCAAAAUCCAAGUGUGUCUCCAUGGGAGUGGGUCUUGUUAAGGGGCCCCACCAUGUGCUAAGCAUGAAGAUCGCAGCAGGCAGGCUGCAUAAAUGCAUGUAUGGUCAUAGGUGUGUAGGCAGGAGUGAGGACAGAGCUAUGCACCCGAGUACAGGGAUGUGCUUAUAGCAUUUAUGUGCAUGUGCACACUAGGGCAGAUUUGGUAUGCAUGUGCACUGGAGGUGUGCAAGGCUGUAUGUAGCCCAUGUAGACACGUGCAAAGAAACGUGUGUGCAGCCUGCGGCACCAUGGACAUCAGCAGGGUAGAUAGGGUGGGCACCUGGGGAAGGCAAUGUGUUCACCCCAGAUUCUCCAGGUGGGACCCCGCCCUUCCAGCCCUCAGUCUCCACCCGGCCCUGGUCCAACAUCUGGAACCUCGUACCCUCCAUCCCUGGCCCCGCCGUCGCUGUCAACUUUCCCGCAAAGCCGCAACUUUUGCGGCUGCCGCGGGCUCCGCCCUCCCAGGGCCCAGUUGCUAGCGGCCAGCGCGCGGCGUGGCACUGCGGUGGCCCUCGGGAGCGACCGGCGACCCGGCUCCAUCUCUGGCAGCGUGAGCCAUGCCCUGCGUCCCCCCCGCCCCGCCCCGCUGCAGCCUGUCUCCGGAGCGGCGCUGACACUCACCUCCGGAGGACGCCCUCUUCAUCUUCGGGGUCGAGCGGGGCGCGUCGGGCACUGGAAGCGGCUUCGGGGCGGGCGCCCGUCUGCGCGCGGCCGGGUCCGCAUCCAGGCGCCGCUGCUCCGGCCCGGUCCCGGCCCGGCCGCGGGACGAGGCUCCGGCGCUCCGCUCUACCGGGCCGGGCUGGGCUCGCGGGCUGCGGGCGCACAGGGUGAGGGCGGCGGCGCGGACUGGCGGGGCGCUCGCAGCGCGGGCCAGGAGAGGAUGAAUGUUUUAUGGGAUCAUGUGGUUUGA